UCGCCUCCUGCGCCUGCAGACUGUUCAGCAACCCUCCAACAGCAGGUCUACCAGCCACACUUGUCGCUAAAGUCACAGGUUCAUAUUUAAGCAUUAGAAAGUGGUCACUUGCCAUUUGCCUUCCUGUUUGCGAAAGUUGAAGGAGCGUCAAAAACUUUUUUUUUUUUUUUUUUGGCUUUUCUUUCUUAAACGGAUUCAAGUUUGCAAGUCAAGCUGUGCGCCCUCACAGGCUGUCACUGCAGUCUCCGGGCACAGCACUUGGAUUUAGAGAGGAUUUUCUCCUUUUUUUUCCUUUUUUUUACUGCGAGAAGCUGUUCUUUAAUUUUUUCGCAUGAAUCUCCUCGACCCUUACAUAAAGAUGACAGAAGAACAGGAGAAGUGUCACUCUGACGCUCCCAGCCCCAGCAUGUCUGAGGACUCCGCAGGCUCGCCGUGCCCGUCCGGGUCGGGGUCGGACACUGAGAACACCCGGCCGUCCGACAACCACCUCCACCUGGGUGCAGACUACAAGAAAGAGAACGAAGAGGAAAAGUUCCCCGUGUGUAUCAGAGAUGCUGUGUCUCAGGUGCUGAAGGGCUACGACUGGACGCUGGUGCCAAUGCCGGUGCGGGUCAACGGCUCAAGUAAAAAUAAACCUCACGUCAAAAGACCCAUGAACGCAUUCAUGGUGUGGGCUCAAGCUGCGAGGAGGAAGCUGGCCGAUCAAUACCCGCAUCUGCACAACGCGGAACUCAGCAAAACCCUGGGCAAACUUUGGAGAUUACUCAACGAAGUAGAGAAGCGCCCGUUUGUGGAAGAAGCUGAGCGUUUGAGGGUGCAGCAUAAGAAGGACCACCCCGACUACAAAUAUCAGCCAAGGCGGAGAAAAUCUGUCAAGAACGGGCAAAACGAUCCCGAGGACGGCGAGCAAACCCACAUCUCUCCAAAUGCGAUCUUCAAGGCGCUGCAGCAGGCCGAUUCUCCAGCGUCGAGUUUGGGCGAGGUGCAUUCUCCAGGAGAGCAUUCAGGUCAGUCCCAGGGCCCACCAACACCCCCAACCACCCCCAAGACAGACCUGCCCUCCAGCAAAACUGACCUGAAGCGCGAGGGCCGCCCCAUGCAGGAGGGCACCAGUCGCCAGCUCAACAUCGACUUUGGAGCUGUGGACAUUGGCGAGCUGAGCAGCGAGGUCAUCUCCAACAUGGGGAGCUUUGAUGUCGAUGAGUUUGAUCAGUACCUGCCACCUCACAGCCACGCCGGGGUGACCGGAGCAGCCCAGGCUGGCUACACCGGCAGUUACGGCAUCAACAGCUCCUCAGUCAGCCAAGCAGCCAACGUUGGGGCUCACGCUUGGAUGUCCAAGCAGCAGCAGCAGCAACAUUCUCUAACCACCCUGGGUGGAGGAGGUGAGCAAGGCCAGCAGGGUCAACAGAGAACCACCCAGAUCAAGACAGAGCAGCUGAGCCCGAGCCACUACAGUGAGCAGCAGGGCUCCCCACAGCACGUCACCUACGGGUCCUUCAACCUGCAGCACUACAGCACCUCUGCUUACCCCUCCAUCACAAGAGCGCAGUAUGACUAUUCAGACCACCAAGGUGGUGCCAACUCCUACUACAGCCAUGCAGCUGGCCAAGGCUCUGGCCUGUACUCCACCUUCAGCUACAUGAGCCCCAGCCAGAGGCCGAUGUACACCCCAAUUGCUGACAACACCGGGGUGCCCUCAGUGCCCCAGACCCACAGUCCACAGCACUGGGAGCAGCAGCCCAUUUACACACAGCUGUCCAGGCCAUGAGGAGAUAGACUUAGCACUGACUGUAUGACACCCAUCCCAUGCAUAGACUUCUUUCUGCCAGGGGGGCCUUUGUAUCACCAUGCCACAUGCCCUUCAUUGUCAACAGAAAAAACGCAACAAGGACUUUUUUAUAGUACUGAAAAUUUAUCUUUGGAUUGGCUCACAACAGUGCCUUUUGUAUUGGUUGGAAUUGUGAUUAUAUUUUUUUAGAUAUAAUGUUUAAAAAGUUAAGUCCUCUGUGAGGAUAUACAGGUUAUAAAUAUUUUAGUAUGUACUGUGUAUGUGUUCUGCUCUUGUCAUCAUCAUCAUCAUCAUCACCGUAAUCAGUGUCAUCAGCAUCCUCAUCGUCAUGAUUUGAAGGUUUAACACAUCUAAAGGAGCAGGAAUGCCGGGUAAAAACACCCUCAGUGGCCUUACUUCUCACUAAUGUUUUUUUUUUUUGUUGUUGUUUUUGUACAGAAGUAAGAAACGUCUUUUUACUGACACUGCCAUCUUGUAAUAGCCUAUUUCUGCUUUGGAUUUUUGUACUGUACAUAUUUUAUUAUAAUUCCCAUGAAAUGCAAGAACUGAGCAAUGCAGGUUCAAAAUGGAUUUUUGGCCAUGGUAUGACCGUGUCAUCAGAGAAUUAGUCAAAUAUUCCACUUUUUAUUUUUUUGCUUUAGCUCAAAUUAUUGUGUUGGAAAUGCUAUAGCAGGUGCCAUGUAACUCUACUAGGGGCCUUACUGUGUUGGUAGAUGUAAAUGAGCAACGCUUGCUUCUAUCUGGGUACUGCCUUGAUACCUUUGGUGCCUCUGGAGCCACAGUAGGGAGGCUCCUUCCACUGGCAUUGCAGUGUCAAAACCACGGCGUAAUUCUGACUUCCUGCUUGAGGAGAUACAGGAAGCGACCUUUGACCUGUCUCUCCUCUGCAGCCAGCAGGUCUGAGUCUUGCGUACUGCAGCCCCGUCCUUUUUCCUAACUUUUUUUUUAAUUUAUUCUUUGGCAUUAAUUUUAUUUGAAAAUAACUAUUUGCAAUUAUCUUUUUUAAUUCAGCAGCAGCUAACUGAGAUGAAAAGUUUUCAGUGGAAGAGUUUGCUGUCAUAUGUGGUACAAAAUUGUUUAUUUAUCAUUUGUAAAUGUUUCCGUAUAAAAGUUUCUGUUAUUCAUAAUCUAGUUAUGUACAGAUUACUUCUAAUUACAAAAUGAGUCUUCUUCUAAAAAUAAAAAAAAGAAAAACUGGAAGUUUUCUCUUUUCGUGCUAACAAAAAUGAAUUAAUGGAUAUGGAAGCUGUGCCUGUUUUUGUAAACAAAAAAAAACAAAAAAAAAAUUGCUGGAAUCAACAAGAUACUUUUCUGUUAUUGAAAAAAGUUGUGUUCCUCAUUUUAUAUUCUGUAUCAUUAGUUCUCAUUUUGUCAUCUUCUUAAUGCAGUUUCCGUAGGUAAACAUGGCAUUGUCUUAAAAGCUUAUCUUUUGUAUUAUAUUGUUUGCAAUAAAAACAAAACACUGAGAAAUA
This is a messenger RNA of Scatophagus argus, 3264 nucleotides long. Its product is annotated as transcription factor Sox-9-A-like. Gene Ontology annotation, biological process: chondrocyte differentiation; negative regulation of transcription by RNA polymerase II; positive regulation of chondrocyte differentiation. Gene Ontology annotation, molecular function: DNA-binding transcription factor activity, RNA polymerase II-specific; RNA polymerase II cis-regulatory region sequence-specific DNA binding. Gene Ontology annotation, cellular component: nucleus. Bases 332 to 1771 code for a protein of 479 amino acids. The record is from RefSeq and is a predicted model, not a curated record. Lineage: Eukaryota; Metazoa; Chordata; Actinopteri; Scatophagidae. The transcript has 3 exons.